GGCGCCGAGUCGCACACGACACCGAGCAAAGCGGAUUAAAGCAGCGAUGGCCGGGGAGGCAGAGGACGAGAUCCCGGGAUCGGGGGCUGUUUUCACUUUCGGGAAGAGCAAGUUUGCCGACAACAUUCCCAGUAAGUUCUGGCUGAAAAACGACGUUCCUCAGGAGAUCGCGUGCGGAGACGAACACACGGCGUUGAUAACAGAAAACGGGAAACUCUUCAUGUUCGGCAGCAACAACUGGGGCCAGCUGGGUCUGGGCUCCAAGCUGACCGUCCACAAGCCCACCUGCGUCAAAGCUCUGAAGUCGGAGAAGGUCCGGCUGGUCGCCUGCGGACGGAACCACACGCUGGUCUGCACAGCGCGGGGCCGGGUGUACGCCUGCGGCGGGAACAGCGAGGGCCAGCUGGGGCUCGGCCACUGCGAGGAGAAGACCAGCUUCCACAGGGUCGACUUCUUCGACGCGCACGGACAGAUCAGGAUGCUCGCUGCCGGAUCCAACACGUCCGCCGCCCUCACAGCCGGCGGGAAGCUGUACAUGUGGGGCGACAACACGGAGGGCCAGAUCGGCCUGGGGAAGGAGAGCCAGGCCUCGUCGCCGCAGGAGGUCAGCAUGCGGCGGCCCGUCAGCUGGGUGUCCUGUGGAUACUACCACUCCGCUCUGGUGACAGUGGACGGGGUUCUGUACACGUUUGGCGAGCGGGACAGCGGGAAGUUGGGUCUGGGCACCGAGCAGCUGUCCGGACACCGAGUUCCUCAGCGGGUGAAGAGCAUCACGGAGCCGGUGAGGCAGGUGGCGUGUGGCGGCGGACACACGGUGGCGCUGACAGACGACCACGUCUUCACCUUCGGCCUCGGCCAGUUCGGCCAGCUCGGCCACGGCACCUUCAUCUUCGAGGCCCGGCUGCCGCGGGCGGUGGAUCACUUCCGGACGGGCCGGGUGAACCGGGUGUCCUGCGGGGAGAACCACACGGCCGUCAUCACGGACGAUGGCGUGCUCUACACGUUCGGCGACGGCAGACACGGGAAGCUGGGCCUGGGGGAGGAGAACUUCACCAACCAGUUCCAGCCCACGCUGUGCCGGCGGUUCCUCGGCUGCCACGUCCAGGCCGUGAUGUGCGGCGGCUGCCACAUGGUGGUGCUGGCCCGUCCGCGGGACCCGGGCGGCGCCGACGUGACCCUGGAGGAGGACGACGUGACGCAGGACUUCCUGCUGGGGGAGUCGGACGGCGGCUCCGCCCUGCGGAGGAGCCUGUCCGCCCGGGUCCGCCGGAGGGAGAGGGAACGAUCUCCGGACCAGUUUGGUGCCAUGUUCUGCACGCUGCCCAGUGGGCCGUCCGGCCCGGUCCUGGCGCCGCUGCCCGUCCUCGACCAGACGGUCCCGGCCCGACCCGCCAGGAAGCUGCUGAACGGAGCCCGGCGGCCGGGCAGCACCGGGUCGACCCAACGGGAGCAGACCCGGUUCCAGGCUGACAGCGCCGAGGACGGUCUGACUGACGCCGACAGCGUUGGAGGGCUCGGAGAAACCACAGACUUCCUGAACAUGACUCACGUGAUGAAGAUGGAGCCCGGCGAGAAAACUCUGGCCCUGUCUCCACUUCAGAAGGAUGUGGCGGAGAUGAGGAGGAGAGAUGAUGAUGGCGAGGAGGAGGAGGAAGAGGAAGAGGAAGAGGAGGAGGAGCACGAUACUCCAGCCAAACAGAGCAGGAUGUGCUGGUGUGAGUGCGGGCGCUGA
Messenger RNA from Cololabis saira (Pacific saury), 1732 nucleotides. It is a transcript of the gene rpgrb, whose product is annotated as retinitis pigmentosa GTPase regulator b. Lineage: Eukaryota; Metazoa; Chordata; Actinopteri; Beloniformes; Belonidae. The transcript has 15 exons. The coding region runs from base 47 to 1732 and encodes 561 amino acids. The record is from RefSeq and is a predicted model, not a curated record.